This is a messenger RNA of Cadophora gregata, 909 nucleotides long. RefSeq lists its product as uncharacterized. The record is from RefSeq and is a predicted model, not a curated record. NCBI's taxonomy places the organism in Eukaryota, Fungi, Ascomycota, Leotiomycetes, Helotiales, Ploettnerulaceae. Bases 1 to 909 code for a protein of 302 amino acids. The transcript has a single exon.
AUGGGAGUUGCGACAUCUGAUCCUGUCACAGCACACCCUCAGCCUUCGCAAUCUGAGCUACCGUAUCGGCAAAGCGAAUACCAGCGCCGAUUCCAGAAGUGGGAAGAGAAGUAUCAGCAAGCUCAUGGCCAUUUGUCUGAAGGAUUAGGGGAUAUAAUUAACAGCUAUAUAUCAGCGAGCGACCAGGUUCUUCAACCUGAGCCCCAGCCAUUGGAGGGUGAGCAUGAAGAAUCACAACACACAUUUCCUGAAGGAAUGGAAUCUAUGUCCACUGACCUCAUGUCGACAUGGAAACCUUCGGAAGCUGAGAUUCAGCGGUGGAAUGAGCAAUUCUGGGGAUCUACUAGUCAAUGUUCUGUGAGACAGGAACCUUUGGUGAGCGAUGAAGGUUUACAAGACCCUCAGCAGCCCCUUUCACAAACUCAGCAGAACUUCGCACCACAAAAUCUGGGUCAGGAUCAGUCUCGCGCCGGAGGAGAAGCUCUGAGCGGUCUUCCUGCAUCACAAUGUCACCACAUAGCCUCGACACCACCCCCACAAACCUUCAAUCUUCGAUUGCAACCAGAGCUACUUGCUCAGCAGCAACUGCUGCCAGAAUCGCAAUCUGAAAAGGAGCAGCCGGUGCCAGUAUUUUCUGGCCAAAUUGCCGGCGAUUGCCGGAUCCAAUGCCCAGACUGUAUUUUAAAAUUCAUGAAUAGGCAACAGCUGCACUCGCAUGAAGGACUUCAUCUAUCUACAAAACCUCACAUCUGUCCUUUCUUCGGAUGCAAUGCCCGGUUCAACGAUAAGAUACAGAUGAAGAAUCACAUUUCAGGUCACAAUGGACAGAUUAUGUGUGGCUAUUGUGGGGAGUUCUUUCUGAGCUGGCAAGCACUUACUUGGCACAAGCGUCAGAAAGAACAUUCAUAG